Puccinia graminis f. sp. tritici CRL 75-36-700-3 is the source of this 567-nucleotide messenger RNA. RefSeq lists its product as uncharacterized. The transcript has 2 exons. Lineage: Eukaryota; Fungi; Basidiomycota; Pucciniomycetes; Pucciniales; Pucciniaceae. The record is from RefSeq and is a predicted model, not a curated record. The coding region runs from base 1 to 567 and encodes 188 amino acids.
AUGAUAAACCGCGGGCCUCUCGAUGCUUUCGCUGAGAAUUUGCAUCAGUGGGACAACACGAGCAUCGAAGCUGCUCGCAAGAAGCCAGGCUCACGCGAGUCAGCUAUGCCCAAUUGCCGACCCAACUCAGUGUCAAAUCACCUGGAAGAAGUAUUAAGGGAAAUUGGACAUUCGGACCGUUCAUUAUGUGAAGUGGUACCGACCGCUACAUUUUUUGUAAUCAAUCGAUGCCAUAUUGGAACACGGAAUGUCCUCGAUGAAGUAUGUUACAGGAGCAGUCGGGUACCGCCUCGAAAGUUGUUCCGACUUGACCCAGAUGUUUAUAUGUGUUUUAGCGAGUGUGCAAGAGUGGGUAACCAGGGAGGCUGGCUGUGCCUUAAUCAUAAUCAAGUGGGUCCGAGGGUAGCUUCGCCGAUGGCUGCCAACUCAACACAAAUCCCAGUAUUCCGACGCGCAAACACCCUCCCGCACGGGACUUGCGCCAUCAGAGUGCCGGAGGGACCCGGCAUGCCGGAGUCACCUCGAAAAAUGAGGCCUGGCAGUGUUUCACCCACCUGCUCACCCUGA